Molecule: messenger RNA, 6079 nt
Organism: Pteronotus mesoamericanus
Lineage: Eukaryota; Metazoa; Chordata; Mammalia; Chiroptera; Mormoopidae
Gene: SRSF11
Product: serine and arginine rich splicing factor 11
Exons: 12
Coding region: 3002-3886 (294 amino acids)
Biological process (GO): RNA splicing
Cellular component (GO): nucleoplasm
Molecular function (GO): RNA binding
Source: RefSeq, a predicted model, not a curated record
UGUGGGCAUCCUAUGAUGACCAUCUACCUCAGUAUAGUUUUAGAGUGAGUGUUAGUAGCAUGUUAAAAAUAUAAGCAAUUAACAUUUUGAAACCCUUGUUAUACUGUGGUCCAUAUUUUAACAUGCAAAAUUUUUUUUAAUUCUACAAAUUAGAAAUCAGAUCUGUUUUUAUAAGAUAUUUAACCGUACCAUUGCUUUAAAACAUUUUUUAAGUUCUUUAAAGCUGUAACCCUAAUAGUAAUUCCUUAAGAUACAUCUAUUUAGUUAAUUUAAUGUUGAGUUUUAUGAAGAAGUCCUGAAGGUGAAUGGACACAGGAACCUUCACAUUAAUGCAUAAUGUUAUUUCUGUUUUGAAUAAAUGAUUAGGUUUUAUUUCCUUAGUGCCAUAUCCCACAUUGAAUUCCAGUAUACCAAGGGUUGCAAUGAUUUUGGUUUGUAUGAAAGUUCAAGAUUUCCUAUAGCUUAGGUGCCAGAUGGGCACUGGGUGUUUUGUUUUUAUUGCCAGAUUUUCUUGUUCAUUCUUGCUAUAUUUUCUAGAAUAUCUCUAAAUAAUAAAUUCUUCUCUCUGUUAUUUGUGUGUGUGAUUUUUGUAGUGGAGAAGGCAAAUGCAAAACUCUUCCAGAUGACUGAAAAACAGUGGGUCCUCUGCAGCUACAGGGGAUUCUAGACAUUAACUAAAGGCCAGCAAGCACUCAAGUCCCCCAAGUGUUUUCCUGGUGUAACCAUUUGUUAACUACAUUUUCUCUCUUUUUACAUUUUAGGCUGUUAAAGUAAUUUGACAGAAAUAAUGAGCAGGGUUUUUGGAUCUAAAAAAGCCACUGUGACAAGACAGCACUAUUUUAAUUCCACUUUGUAAAAUUUUCUAAGCCAUAUUUUAUAAUACUUUGUUCCCAGUGUACUGCUACUUUAUUUUCUUUUCGGUAACUAUACAUUUUGACAAAUAACUGAAAUAGAAAAUUUCUGGAUUUUAAUUAAGUUAAUAAUUACUGGACUUUAAGUUAAUUUACAGCAUUAAGUUAAUGCUGACGAGGGUUUUAUGCUUUCCCUUUCCUUAAUGUACUGGUCAGUGGAAGCAGAAUCUUGAUAUUGUUAAUUUUAGAUGCUAUCUCGGAUCUUUGAGUACCAGUGUGAACAUUUACACCAUACUUUGUACAAGUUGUGAAAUGUCUAAUCCUUAAAACUUAGAAAAAUUGCCUUUGUGGUUUUCUGAAGAAAUUAAGUUGCGUUCAUAGGUGGGUUGAAGGCAUGCUGUAUAAUAGUACAUCUGUCUCUAUGAUAUUAAAGUGUAUGAACCCAGUUUUAAGGUUUUAAAAUAUAUAUGCUGAUAAACAUUUGAUUUAGUGUGUUUUGAUUAAGCAGUUCCUUUUAUAUCAGUGUGCCUGUUGUAGGGUAAGACUUAUCACCAAGAGACUUUACAGAAUUCAAAUUUAGAAUAAGUAAAAUACAGAUAGUUAUUGGAACAAGGGUCAAAUCAUGUGAGUAAUGUGCUAAACAUUAGCCUUUAAAUGUAAAGAAUUCUUAUUGGCAAAGUAUUAUAUCAUAGUACCCAAGCCCUGAACAUAAUACAGUAUAUCAUAUAAUUGGCAUUCAUAAAUAUUUUUAGACCGUAGUAAUAUUUCUGGAUCUGUUUUGAAAGUGAAAUAUUUAGGAGUGUAUGUAGAAUUACCAAAAUAUUUAGUUCUGGAAUUUAUUUUUGGUGUAUUAAUGGUAUGGUAUGCUGUAUUAAUGUUAUCUCCACUAAAUAACUGAUGUACUUAAUCCCUUUGUCACCAUUCACCCUAGUUUUAGCUCUUACACUUUGGUGUUGGUUCUCCGUCAUGUUUUAGAACAAUAGACACAAAGCCUACGGUAAGGAAUAAAUAGUCUUAAUUGGUAAAACUGAGAUAGCUGGAUUUGGAAGGAACUCUUAAUAGUAAUGGAUUUGGGGGUUAUUUAGGUUCCUUGGUUAAUGUUUGUUUCUUUUGUCUGUUUCUUUUUCUUUCAUUUCUACACAUUCAUGCAGUAUUUCAUGGUUCUAUCAAAGCAGCAGUAAAAAAAAUACUCUUGACGCAUGAAAAUUAACUGGUGAGGGGCCUCAUUGCUAUUUUUAAAUUGUAGUUUUAUUUUUAAAUAGUCUUUUUUUAAUCAGAGGAUCAGAUGCAUGACUUUUUUUUUUGUAAUGGAUGCAGAUCUUCUAUCAGGUGUCUCACAAUAAAUUCAAGAGGAUUUUAGUUUGCCAGAAUGUUGCAUAUGCACUAAUUUGAGUAAGAUGUUGAUACUUAAUAUUGUCCUCUUGAGACAUAAUUUUGCAUGCAAGAUUAUCCCAUAAUCUUUGUAGGUUUGUUAAUAUUGAUGCAUUAAUGCCCUAUAUCUAAAUGAUCUUCUCCCUCCCCCUCCCUCCAUAACUCUUGGUAUCUAAAUUGAUGACAGCUCUGACACAAGCAAGAUAACAGUGCUGUGUAGUAUACAUUUGUUUAUAUUAUCGGCACUUCUCAGUAUAGGUGGAAGGAACCAUUACCUUUAUUUAACAGUGGUUUUUCUUUUUUGUUGUUGUGUUUUACAGUUCUUUUCCCUGGUUCAGCCUGAACUAUAUACCAGGCCCUGCUGAAAAUACCACCCAACAGUUUUCUUCUGCAGCUUAUCCAGUUUCUCUUAAGUGCCCUGUACAUAUUUGAAGCAGCCGACACGAGUCGUUGUUCAUAAAACAGCUUUUGAAAGUUGAGAGCACACCCCUGGAGAACCGACUGUGCUUGCUUACGUUUGGUUCAUGACUUAAAAAUCGAGUACAGGAGUUAUUCCUGAUGAGACUAAGGCUUUGUCUCUGUUGGCACCAGCUAACGCAGUGGCAGGUCUUCUGCCUGGUGGUGGACUCCUGCCUACUCCUAACCCACUUACCCAGAUUGGCGCUGUUCCAUUGGCUGCCUUGGGAGCUCCUACUCUUGAUCCUGCCCUUGCUGCACUUGGGCUUCCUGGAGCAAACUUGAAUUCUCAGUCUCUUGCAGCAGAUCAGUUGCUGAAGCUUAUGAGUACUGUUGAUCCCAAGUUGAAUCAUGUAGCCGCUGGUCUUGUUUCACCAAGUCUGAAAUCAGAUACCUCUAGUAAAGAAAUAGAGGAAGCCAUGAAGAGAGUACGAGAAGCACAGUCCCUUAUUUCUGCAGCCAUAGAACCAGAUAAAAAAGAAGAAAAACGAAGGCACUCAAGAUCGAGAUCACGCUCUAGGAGGAGGAGGACUCCCUCAUCUUCCAGGCACAGGCGAUCAAGAAGCAGAUCAAGAAGGAGAUCACAUUCAAAGUCAAGAAGUAGGCGACGAUCCAAAAGUCCAAGACGAAGAAGAUCUCAUUCCAGAGAGAGAGGUAGAAGGUCAAGGAGUACAUCAAAAACCAGAGACAAAAAGAAAGAAGACAAAGAAAAGAAACGUUCCAAAACACCACCAAAAAGUUAUAGCACAGCCAGAAGGUCCAGAAGUGCAAGCAGAGAGAGACGACGACGACGAAGCAGGAGUGGCACAAGAUCUCCUAAGAAGCCUAGGUCUCCGAAAAGAAAAUUGUCUCGCUCACCCUCCCCUCGGAGGCAUAAAAAGGAGAAGAAGAAAGAUAAAGACAAAGAAAGAGGCAGAGACGAACGAGAACGAUCAACAAGCAAGAAGAAAAAGAGUAAAGAUAAGGAAAAGGAUCGGGAAAGAAAAUCAGAGAGUGAUAAAGAUGUAAAACAGGUUACACGGGAUUACGAUGAAGAGGAACAGGGGUAUGACAGCGAGAAAGAGAAAAAAGAGGAGAAGAAACCAACAGAACCAGGUUCCCCUAAAACAAAAGAAUGUUCUGUGGAAAAGGGAACUGGUGACGCACUGAGAGAAUCCAAAGUGAAUGGGGAUGAUCAUCAUGAAGAAGACAUGGAUAUGAGUGACUGAAUGUUGCCUCUUUGGGAAUCCAGCUGUACACAUGCAUCAGUGUCAUUCCUGUGUGAUUUCUUAAUGCUGUAUUUGUUCAUCUCACACCUUAGAUGUAUACAGCUCUGAGCUAUAAAUGGUUAUAAAGCUCCUGAUAUUGAUAUUAUUUACAUCCAAAAGCUUUUAGAAAAUUAUACAUGGGUAACCAAUUCUUGAAAUGGUGAAAUCUGAUUGAGUAAACAAGCAGUUUUACUAUUCUGGUGCCGCUUCAUAACAGAAGUGAAAAGCUGCAUGCAUCUACAGCAGGCAUGGAUUGUUUUAGUUGUAUGAUCUCCUUUAAGUAAGUUCACUUAUAGUAUUUCUAGAAUUUGAUUCAUUGCCGUAAUAGAGCCCUGUAGGGAAUGCACUGAUUGCAUGUUAAUUGUGGCAGGAAUAUCCUAAAUGUCAUUAAAAUCCAACAUGAUGGAUCUACUUAUGGUCUUGUUUGUUGACAUGACAAAUUAACAUCCUUAUAGUUACAUCUGGAAAUAAGCAUUUGAAAUAGAUAAUCCUUUAAGCCUUGUGGCUGAAUUUUUGUGGCUUUUGUUUAACUUUGAAAGGUUAUAUAUGCACUAACCUUUUUUGAUGGCUGCUUAGGCUUUAAUUACAGAAACAAGAUUUCAAAUGAAACUGUCUUUGGCAGUGAGUAAAUAGCAUAUUUUGAACUAGAGUUGUAUACUUUUUCAUAAGGUGUUUGGGAAUUUUUUUUCCUGAAAUAAUUUAUUCCACACCUGCAUCAGUGAAAGCUAUCCGGAGUCCAUCUGUAAAGGAAAAUUAUCUCUUGUCCUGAUUUUCAAUUUUCCACUUUUAUUAGUUUUAAAAUAAGUGUUGGAAGAAGGGGGUAGUGCAUUUUAAAUUGACCUUCAUGUGCUUUUAAAAUGUACUUGAUAAUGUACUUUUUAUUUGCGCUCACGUUGUAUAAAACCAAUAAAUUUGUGUUAGUGUUACUGCAGUAGUAAUCUUAUGCCCACAGUGAUUCCAUGUUAAAUGCAAAGUAGUAUGGCAACUGUUUUCUUAGUUACAGGAGUUUUCAAGCUUCACUUUUGUGCAGUAAAAACAAGAGUAGGCUAUACAGUCUGUGCCAUGUUGAUGUACAGUUUCUGAAAUUGUUUUACAAGACUUUGAUAAUAAAACCCUUAAACUUAUGUUCAUUUUCCUGUAAAACUGUAUUUGUAUUUAUUUACAAGCUGUUGAAUGUAUGACAUUUACCUCAUUUCAUUUUACAAGUCAAGUUCUUCCCCCUUUAAUCCACAUUUUUACAUAUAAAAGCCAUCAUUGUAGUGAUUAGUUGCCAUCAAAAUUGUCACAGUUGUUUUAAUCUCUAUCUUAAAAUAGUCUGUUUCUUAGCGUACAUUUCUCGAAUUUUGGGUGUAGGGAUUGGGUUGAGUUAAAGAACUUUAGGAUAAACAAAUGGUCUCACCUAUAUCUAGUAAAUUUAUAUAUCCAGUGAAAUAUUUGCCUUUGCUGGAAUAGUUUAGCAACUGUCAAUGGUAUGUAUCUACUGUACAAUACUAAAUAGUAUAUUUAUUCAUUUAUGUAAUGAAGUAGUGCUAGAGUGGCUGGGAUUAAGGGGAAAAUGAAACUUGGAAGUAUAGUUUUUAUCCAAGUUUGAUAAUUUUUUUAACUUUUAAAAUUGAAAUGCCAUAUUAAAAACAUUGUUUUUACAGUUUGUAGUAACUUUUUAAAGAUUUUAUUAAAAGGAAUUUUGUCUAUAGUUAAGAAGUUCUAGUAAUGGUCUUAAUAAUCAUUGUUUAAAACAGUUGAUUGCAAAUGACAUUUACUUAAAAAUCUUUUUUAGUAAGUAAAGGUUGAACCAUAUGACAUUGCCAUUUUUGUAAAGCAAAACAAGUAAUAGUUGGCAGUUUCACCUGGUUAAACCUAAUAUUACUCAGUCUAUUUCUUCUCUUUUAAUCAGUGAAUACAAAUAUACUUUUCAAAAGGGACUUAGAAAUUUUUGGCUAUAAAUAGUGCCACUGACUCAAGAGACUAGUGAAGGGAAUCCAUACUUAGAUUAUUUUUCAGUGAACAUUUUAUGUACAAUAGUAGGGCUGUACAGGGGCACAAGUCUUUAACAGAGAGUCAGUUGAGAUCAAGUGAACACUGCCUCCACACUGAGUUUUGUUCUGUAUUUAGUAGUAAAUGAUUAAAAAAUAAAGGUGGUUUUGUUAGAAAAAA